Messenger RNA from Cynoglossus semilaevis (tongue sole), 7531 nucleotides. Its product is annotated as solute carrier family 12 member 5-like. Lineage: Eukaryota; Metazoa; Chordata; Actinopteri; Pleuronectiformes; Cynoglossidae. The transcript has 4 exons. Gene Ontology annotation, cellular component: plasma membrane. The coding region runs from base 972 to 1304 and encodes 110 amino acids. Gene Ontology annotation, biological process: cell volume homeostasis; chloride transmembrane transport; chemical synaptic transmission. The record is from RefSeq and is a predicted model, not a curated record. Gene Ontology annotation, molecular function: potassium:chloride symporter activity.
UAAAUAUGUAAAGGUAAAUGAAAUAUUUACAACAGCAGAAUAGAAUAGUCUUUAUUGUCAUUGUAACACGGGGGUACCUCAAAAUUGAAGGUGCUCUCACAGAGCCACUACAGCAGGAGAAAAAAAAAAGAAAUAUACAUACAACAAUAUAUACAGAAAAACAAACCUCGUAGUGUAAACUUCCAGGAGGUAAUGCAGGUUGAGCAGACCAGAGUAAAUACUUUGUACAUUAUAAAUAUAGAAGAACAGAAGAACUGCAGAUUUUAAUAUUACAUUUGUGCAAUUGCAGUUGGAGGGGUGGGGGUUGUUAUUUGUCUGUGGGUGGGUGAGUGUGCAUUUGUCCGUUGGUGUUAACAGUCUGGAUAGCUCACGGGAAAAAGCUGUUUGUCAGUCUGAUGGUGUGGGACUUGAUUGACCUGUAGCAUCUUCCAGAGGGUAACACUUAACCACUAAGCCACCACUGCACCGGACAUCAAAAGGACACAGCUUUGUAUUUUAAGGCAAAUAAGUGCACUUCUGUUUAUGUCAACAUUUCAUAAAAAGUCUCAAAAAUGAAAAAUUCAUAAAAAAUAAGUAGAAAUGCACUUAUUUGCUUAAAAUGUGCUUUUUAUGGUUAAAACUCAAUUCUUUGCAGCGACCUUUUGACCUUUAAUCAAAUGCGACAUGUACAAAUAAUAGUGAUGGAGCAUUGGGUAUACAAGUACUUUACCUUCACUACACCACAGUGUCUCUCUUCUUCUGUCCCACUGUUAACCAUUCCUACAUGUCCACCUUAAACCCUGACUCCUCCCUCCUCCUCUUAUGAAUCCAAACUCCGCCCUCUUUACCACUCAAAGUUGCCCUCUCCCACUGUCUCCUCCCCCGCUCAGGUGCAGCUCAUCCACGACAACACCACCCCGGCCAGCCCUGCCACCCCAGCUACCCCACUCAGCCCCGCAGAGGGGGCCCAGAGCCCCGGUGAGCAGGUACAGAUGACCUGGACCGAGAAGUGUGACGGCGAGCCCGCCAAACCACCCGGCGCUGCCACACCUGAGGGCAUCAAAGACAUCUUCAACAUGAAGCCUGAGUGGGAGAACCUGAACCAGUCCAAUGUGCGACGUAUGCACACAGCACUCCGGCUGAAUGAAGUCAUCAUGAAGAAAUCCUCAGAGGCCAAGCUGGUCCUCCUCAACAUGCCCGGUGCACCUAAGAACCGGACAGGUGAAGAGAACUACAUGGAGUUCCUGGAGGUCCUCACCGAGGGUCUCAACAGGGUCCUCCUGGUCCGCGGAGGCGGCCGUGAGGUCAUCACCAUCUACUCCUGAAGGAGCAGCUCUCCCUCUCCCUUUUCCUCACCCUCACCACCACCUUUCUAUCUUUCCCUCAGCCUUGUCCCUCUGUUCCUGCUCUCUAGUCAACACUGCUUCAUCAUCACCAUCAUCAAUUUCACGACGCCUUUAAUCCUGUUUAUUUCUUCUUAUUAGAUUAGCGACAGCUCAACUCUGCUUCAGCACUUCUCCCUCUGCUCAGAUCACAGUAGAACCGUGAGCAAAAUUCACGGGCUCACCCACGAAACCCGUCACUUCUUCCUGUCAGUUGUUAGAGGGAGUCUCUCAGAGACACUCCUCCCACCCUUUGUACCUCAUAAUCCACUGUAGUAACUCUAACUCAGCUAAGCUUCACCCCAGAAUAGGGUGGAGGAGCAGGAGGGAGAGAAAUAGGGGUUAUGUUAGCUGAGGUGCCAGAGAACAUGCAUGCACGUCUGUCUUUGUUUUACUCUCUGAGGGUUAUUCCUUUGUCUAUGGUGUCAUUUGAAGCUGUAGACUAAGGCAGAGGAGAACCAGCAGAACUGUGCUCUGUGUAGGUGUAUGGUCACACACAUUGUUUUCAGAGCAAAAGACACUAAGAACUACAGUCACGACCACCAGCCAGGAGAAGACGAAGAACAUAGUUUACUGUACGAACUGUGAAAAUCACUACAACGACCAGAGAAGACGUCUACAAAAGGCACGUGGAUCAAGUCUGCAGUAUCAGCUCUGCUCCUUAGCAUGAAAAUCCUGUGGUGUGUUUGUGGAUGUUUUUUUUUUUUUUUUUUUUACCCCUACCAGUUUUGUUGUUGUUGUCGUCGUCGUCGUCACCGUCAUUCUGCUCGUCAUCGUCUCGCCUCAUCUCUAUCAUUAGUGGCCGUCGAUCAAUAACGGUCGCUGUUAGUGCCAAAAAAAAAAAGAAUAAACAGGACUUGCUUAGUCUGUAGAGAUUGACACGUGAUUAAACUGUGAACAAAGCAUUUCCCAGCAGAAGGCUGGUGUGAUAGCGAAGUUUAGAGAGGGAGAGAAAGAGUCGACCCCCUCCCCUCCAAACUACCCACCCUGAGGAGAUUUCCAUUGCCAGCAUCCUCUGACAUUCGCGUGGAUCCAUGUAAAUAAUGUACAAGCUCCGGCGCGUUGUUUCAGUAAGAGUGUAGUGUCUCUGUGACAAAUGAAAAAGAGGGUUAGAAGGAGCAGCAGCUCAAAAAAAAAUAAACUAUUUAUAAUUUCAAGAUUUAUUUAUCAAGUCUAUUUAUUAGAUGGCGUGAGCUCCUGUCGCCGUGGCAACUGUCAGUGUCACAACCACUGUAAUGCACUACACCUGCACUGUCGGCCACUGUGCAAAAGCAGUGAAACUUUGACCGAGAUCACGACUAAACGUUAUUUUUUCAUCGAGAAAACAGAUAGUGUAUUUACGUUUGUAGGUAAAAGUUACACAAAGGACGAGAUGUAUCAUUUCAAAGAUACUAUGUCGCUGUAUUGCCAAAUUUUGAUGCGUUAAAUGUGCCAUAUCAAAGUGUUAAAAUCAAAGUGGACAAAUAAAAUAUUAUAAAAAUCAGGCAGGGAUGAAAUGUAAAGAUGCUGUAGUUGCAAAGUAGAUGUUAAAAAAGAUUGAACAGACUAUAGUCAGUUUAUAGGCUCCAGUCUUAUUAAACAGAGGACAGUGGAUUCUGUAGCUAGAAAAGCUUGCUCUGUCCACAAGGCUAAACUCUAUGCAGUAGAGAUUUUUUUACUGAACCUCUAGAUUGGCUACAGAUUUGAGUCGCACUGAUGUGAGCAAAUCAUGGUUAGGAUUAAAACAAAAUAUAUUUAUGAGAGUAGAACAAAAGUGCAUCGCAGACGGAUCGUGCAAUAGUUGAAAUCUGGACCCAUGUGACCAUGUUAUUUUUUUACACAUCUAUUUUGUAUAUGUAGAUUUGGUAUUGCUUUUAAAAUUCCAGAAUCAUUUCACAUUGACCAAGGACAAGUAACUGUCACUUUACUUUACUUUUUUCUUAAAGAAACUGUUGUUGGUCAUUUUGCACUUGUAGUAGAACUAUAAAUAUAAAGAAAUACAUACAUAUAUAUAUAUAUAGCUAUAUAUAGUACAUACAGUAUAGUAAAGAAAAGUAUUCGUUUUUAGAACUAUUUAAAACCGUAUUAAAUGUUUUCAGUGUUGCUUGAAUGUCGGAUUGUAUGUUGUGAAUGCUGCUAGUAUCAAUAUCAAUUUAUUUGUUUUGUAAAUAGAGACGACUAAUGAGACAGAAACAAGGGUAUAUGGACAUACAUAUCAGCGGCAGUGGUCGGUGGCUGUCUACUCAGACCAAGGUGUUCCUGUAAACGCAAGGCUCGUGAUCUGUGGACAGGGUUAGCUUUGUGUUUUAUUAGAAAACUGUACUGAAAACCACGAUGCAAUAUUACAAAUCGAGGGAAAGCCCUUUGAACUUUUGUCGUCUUUUUCAAAAGAAAAUUAUUUUUCCCUUAAUCCCAUCCGUGGAGGUAACUGAUUUUAAGGCGACGCAUUAAGUUACAUGAAGAGAAAAUGUGUUUUAGAAGUGUUUUCACACUAAUAAAAAGCUGUCCACUCCGUGUUUCCUAAGAAUAUUUGGUGCCAAGUCUUUAAAUUUUCACCUUUCUGAGCCCUUCAGCUUAACUUUGACAUGAGGGGCCCUGUGAUAUUUCUAUUUUAAGAGAAACACUCCUGUUCUUGGACGGUCUCCACGCAACAUUGCCUGCAUCAACUGAGCCUUUUCGAACCCAUUGGAAAGAAAAUUACAUAUAUAUAUAUGAUGUUUAUUGGAAAUUGAUUCAUUUAUUGGAAUUAUAAAUGUUUUAUAUUUGCUGUUUGCAUGGUGCCGUGUGGCAGUAUUUAUUUUAGUGGUUUCUCUAGUGACGACUUUAAUUUACGUCCGAGUUACAGAAGGAGAGGGAGGGGGGCGUGAAUCGUUCUAACGGAAGAUUCCCGAACACGUUAGUAUCCGUAAAACGCGUGAUGCGACGCGUUUCCACCGUGACAACAGGAAUUUUAUAUAGUAUAAUUUUACCACGUUGUUACUUGUUACGUUUCUAUCUUAUUCAAGUAGUCUUACGUACCGUUGAAAGACUUCGGCGUUUUACAUAUGAAUGGGCCACUAGAGCGGACAUUUCACCUUUGUACAUAUCUGUUACCGCAGUCAGAGACACUGUAACCUGCUGUCCUCGUCUUUUGUUGUACACUGUUCUAUCACUGUGGACAAAGUCUUGAAGUUUUGUAAGAUGACGUGCAAUAUUCUUCCCACUACUGUUACUCUUUUCGUUUGGCCACACCUUUACAUUUAUUUAUUUAUUCAUAAUUUACUGCAGGUGUCAACAGUGUUUACAGUUUUUCAUUAGAAUGUCUGUCAAAGGGUCUAAUGGACCAUAAAGAUCCCAGGUGUCCCAACCGGAAACCGACUGAGACAGAGACAGAAAAGCACUUUACCGUGAUGGGGCGCUCUUCUGUGGCAGCUUCAGUCUGCAGACUGUGCGGGAGCGUUGCACUCAUUCUCCCACAGUGACCUCUUGUGGCACAUGUGUGUAUUACAGCCAGCUGUGCAGGUCUGAUUACUCGGACUGUAAAGAAAAAAAUAUGAGGAUAUCAUUGUCAAGUCUGCUGCGGUUUUGAACUGCAGUGACGUAAAAAUGCUACCUGCUGAUUAUUGUUUACGUCAUUCAUCAUUUCCGUUCACAUUUUUUCGCAUGCACUACAUUCUUUCCUUUGUAAUCUUGCCAAACUUCUUUAAAGAAAAAAAAGUUAUCGUAAGUGUUCACUUUAUAAUGCUUGUGGCUCAAAUCUGUGAGAUGAGCCUCUCCCAGAAUCCCGCCAAUCCCCUCCCCCAUCUGCCCCUACUUGCCCUGGCCUCCCCAUCCCAGCCACUGAAUCCACCCCAGCUCUGUAUUUUAAAUGUGACUGCAUAUAAUUCUGAAAAAUGAUCAAAGAAUAUAAAACUCGCGCUUCCAAAUCUGGUACUGGCUCUGCUUAGACAACACAACAUUAGCUGACUCAGAAAAAAAAACAGCAAGUUCCUUCUCCAGCCCCCUCCUUAAAGAAAAAAAGAUCCUCAAUUCUGAUCAAAUGUUUUCACCUGCACCACUGUAGCAUGAGACGAACUCGCCAGGUGAUCAUUACUCAGUCUCCAUCCUUAACGGAUAUUAAGGGCUCUGAAACAAAUCUGUUAAAUGGGUUGAGGAGGACUUCCUUUGACACAACAACAGAGGGAGUUUUAAAAAGAGACAGGACAAAAAAAGAGAGCUGACACAGCCUGAAGAUCAAAUCAGAUCAGAUUGUAAACGUCAGGGUCGGGGGACACAGAUGUGCCUGACACUGACCAUAGAACAACUACUCUUCGAUCCGACAAAGACAAACUUUCUGGGAGUCACGUCAGGAAAAAAAAUAAACGACUUUCUAGUGGCUAUGAGUGGAGUCGAAGCAGAGCCCUGUUCCAGUAAUGUUGUGUAACUCAGUGCAUGCAUGCAAUUACCCUGAACAAGGUGUAUUGAAAAUAUAUUGGGUGUUUGUGGUAUACGAGUAUUUUGUUUAUAUUAGUUAGAAACCUUUCUUUGGAGUGGUAUGGUUAUAUUAUUUCUCCUUCCUUAAGACGGGCCAAUCAUUUGAAUCCAAUGUGAUUAUUAUUAUUCCAGAUUCUAUUUUUAUGGUAGAUUUGUUCACGUGUCAGAUAUUCUCUUUAGACAAACUGAUUACCAAAGUCUGUUUCUGUUGACGGCAUAACUGAUAGUGUGACCAUGUUUGCUCCAGUAAAUUAGACCAAUGGACACAUAUACAACCUUCACUCAUGUAGAAUUUCAGGAUCAUUUGCCAAAGUAAUUAGAGGACUGACCUCUGCAAUUAACAGUCUGACAUUUUUAAUUACAAGCUCUAGUUCGAAAAAAAAUGUUUUCUUUUUUUUAUGGCAGGCAUUGUAAUACUAAUAUAAAUUUAACCACAGUAGCAAAUGAGGUCUGGUUUAAAUUUCAAAUUUUGUCUUUUCAAUUUUCAACUGAGAUAAUUUACUUGAAAGCCACACAGUGGAAGAGUGGUUAGUGCUCUUACCUUACAACAAGAACAUCACUGGUUGGAAGCUGAGGGUCUUUCUGUAUGGCGUAGGGUUUUUGUUUCCUCCCAGUUUAAAACGCGCAGGUUUAGGUUGAUUUUUCACUUUAAAUUCACCAUUGGUGUGAAUGGAGUGUGAAUGGCUGGUUGUCUCCGUAUGUCACAAGCUGGAGAACUGACUGGCAGGAUUAGCUGGAGGAUUAAGCGACAGGAGAUUAAUAAAUGAUUGCAAAAGACCUACAGCAGGUUCCAGUAAACUUCAACAUGUGGAGACAAAUGUAUCAAUUAAUGUUGUAGUAUACUUUAAAGCUAGCAGAAAUAAGUCACAAACCUUUUGAGAUUCUGUGGUUCGGUUGGUUGCGUGGUUUUGUGGAAAAAUAAUUUUCCUUGAACUGGAAAUGAAGAGUAACUUGGUGAUUCACUCAGGCUGCUUUGCUUCCACCAGUGCCUAAAAAACAGUACUUUUGGACAACAAGUCAAGUCAAAUUAAUAAUCAGAACAAUACUGCAAAUAAUUUGUCUAAAAGCAGUACAUUUUAAAUAUUUAAAACAUAAAACUAGGUCAACACAUUUGGAUUUUAAGUGAAAGAUGCUGUUUUUUUGUGAACAUUUUGGCAGUCAAUGGUGAAAAUCUUCAGGAAACUUAAAUCUUUCUCUCUGAGAAAAAAAAACCCAACUGUGUCCAGGCUGAUUGACUGGAGCAGCAGGAAACGUUUUGUAUGGAUGCUUUAAAAAAAAUGCAACAAUGUAGAUUAACAGUACUGAACAGAAGGACACAACUGUAUCAAACAAUUGUUUCUCCUCAUUCGGACCAGUUGUGGAUAAUGUACCUAGUCUUAUGGUAUCACUGUAAUGUGUUCUUUUCAGUUUUGUGAGAGUGUAUGUGUGUACAUGUGCACUUGUAACUGCUGGGGGCAGGGUUGGUUGUGGAUGAGGGUGGGAUGGGGCUACGUGUAAAUAAAUCAAGUACAGUUAGUGUGGAGGUGUUUAUUUUUGUGUCAGUGUAAGUUAAAUAUUCUAAAAUAAAAUAAGCAAAUGUAUUAUUCUCUAUUGUGUUUCAUGGUACAUUGAUAAAAAGAGGAAAAAGUAGUUUUAUCUUACAUUUCAAAUGCUUAUAUCUCUAUGGCUUCUGGCGAUACCCGUUCCAUUUUAUAGAUUUGUCAGCACAAAAUGCAAUAAACCAAUACCAUUUUAAUACA